AUUCGAAAAGGGCUUUGUUGGGAAAACUAGGGCACAGCUUAUCCCAACUCCUGAUCAUCGUCAUCACUCCACACUCGUCCCCAAUCUCUCUCUUUCUCUGCUUCUAUCUUCAACAACUUCCUGUUUUUCGACUUACUCUUCCUUGAAAAGGAGUUCAACAAGACAUGUCAUCUGAUACUGCAAAGGAAGAUGCUUCUGUUGUUGAUUCAUCAGUGACUGAAUGGAAACAUGACCUGGGGAAUUUGGACGAUCGAGAAAGCCCAAGCUACAAAGUGCAUGAGGAUGCCUAUCGUUCUGGGGUAGAGGGACAAGCUCGAUCUUGUGAUCAUGUUGGAACUUUAAGUAGAGUUAAAAAGGGUAACCUAUACAGUACAAGAUAUUUCAUCAUAAAGAGUUUGAACCAUGAAAAUUUACAAUUGUCGAUAGAGAAAGGAAUUUGGGCCACUCAAGUCAUGAAUGAGCCAAUUCUGGAGGAAGCCUUUCAUAAUUCUGGUAAGGUAAUUUUAAUAUUUAGUGUCAACAUGAGUGGUUUCUUCCAAGGUUAUGCCCAAAUGAUGUCCUCAAUUGGGUGGAGACGAGACAAUGUUUGGAGUCAAGGGAGUGGGGGAAAUAACCCCUGGGGGCGCAGUUUUAAGGUCAAAUGGCUGCAGUUAAAUAACUUGCCUUUUCAAAAAACUCUGCAUCUGAAAAAUCCAUUGAAUCACUACAAACCUAUCAAAAUUAGUCGAGACUGCCAGGAGUUACCGACUGAUAUUGGAGAAGCUCUUUGUGAGCUUCUUAACGGGAAGAUUGAUAUGGAUGCACAAUUGAAAAGAUAUGAUUUUCCUGGGGAUGAUCAUCCUUUAAAAAGGCCCUGUAUAGAGCGUUCAUUUUCUUUAAGAGAUGAAGAUUAUAUUGUGCCCCCAGCACAUAUGGCACUGGCUACAUCAGCCAUGUUUUAUCCUUCAUUACUAUGCCAACAUCAACCUCAAGCAGGCAGGUUUCAUUUUGCACACCAAAGACCAUCUGGUAUAAAUUUUCCUGAGAAUUUAUCCAUCACUUCGGGGACACCAAAACUUACACAGUCGAAACAUUCUCCAAUCAGUCGCAGCGUCACUAAUACACAAUUGGAACAGGAUAAUUAUUCUCGGCUUGAUGUUUGGGGUUUGUCUGCAGACAGAAGCCCUCGUACUAGUACCCUGACUGAAGAUGACAUUCUUGAAAUGGUAUUGGGGUUGUAUAUUAGAUUUUAUGACUUAAUUACUUUUCUUUCUUAUCCAAGAAGCCAACUAGCCAAGUUUUGUGUGGCCUGAGUGGGUUUUAUUCUUGUGUAUCUUCUUGCAACAUAUUGGACUGUUGUAUGUGAAUUUUGUAUUUUGAUAUGGAUUCUCAAACCAUGCAUUUUUCCAAAAAUUACAUAUAUUUUUUCCAUUUUUCUUGCUUCCACAAUUCUGUCAAUUGCUUAUCAUGCUGCUGUUCAUUUUUCUAGUCGUCCUUAGCUCUUUGCCUGAUAAUCAUAAUGGUUGUCAUUAGCUCUUUAAUCUGAGUAAUCCUAUUCAUCCCCCCCUCCCCCCCACCAAAAAAAAAAUCACAAGUAUUUAGGAUGAUAACUGAUUUGUUCUUGCUUUUUAUGAAUGCAGACGUAUGAAGAAUAUCUGGAAGCCCAUAGCAGAACUACCAAAAAAAUGUACCAUCAUGUCAGUGAAAAUGACAUUCUUAAGCAGGUAUACGAUUCAUUUUACUUUGAAUUUUCAGCAUCAGCAUCUUCUUCUUCUUUCUUCUUUUGCGAAAAGGGGUUAGGGGCCUUUGGGCGUCACAAAUUGAGCUAUACUAAUAAUUGAUGCGUUGGAUAGGCAGAUGGCCAUCAUGGAGAAAACAGGACUUACUAAUCAGUAAAGAAAACGAAGAUACUGUGCACUUGCUCUGUGGUUCAAAAAGGAGGACUCAUCAUCAGUCCCUUGAAUGAUUGCGAUCCAAGAAAUGAGGCUAUACUUGGUGUGUUCAUGAAGACUAGGAUUCGAUGGAGUUCUAUUUCUCGCCAGGCAGCUCGUGGUGAAGUUAUCAUGUUGCAAUCCCCACAGCUAGCGUAAUGUUGUAUUAUAGUUGUUCCUAAUUUUAUGAUACAUUUUGAGGAAGGCUUUUGCCCUUCAUUUUCUUUUGGGAAGAUAAAAGAACUUGUACAUAGUAUGAACAUAAAUAUUGGCUUUUAUAUUCCCAUUUUAUAUUUUUUGCUUCUUUUGUUUUUAUUCUCUUUUUCCCUUCCCUGUUUGAUAGUGAGUGGCAUGAGAAUUCCAGUUUAACUGUGCAAAGUUUCUAUCACUACUUUGAAAUGCCUCGAAUUCAUCAGGCAUGAAUCAUGUGUAUAUGGCAGUCUUAGAAUAUGGGUAUGCAAAACUCCC
Ilex paraguariensis (yerba mate) is the source of this 2378-nucleotide messenger RNA. The record is from the annotation of a GenBank genome assembly. Lineage: Eukaryota; Viridiplantae; Streptophyta; Magnoliopsida; Aquifoliales; Aquifoliaceae.